GCGUUGCUAUCCGUAAACAGAGAACCACGUGACUCGAAGCCCCGCCCCUCAGCCGCUUUGCAGCAGCGGGACGAUUGACGGCCUGUUAGAGGAAGUUCGCGGUCGUGCUACUAUGUAAAUCUGCACGAGUGGACAACGCUAUCACAGCACGGAAGAGGAAGGGGACAGCAUUAAUGGAUAUUGUGGACACCUUUAACCAUUUAAUACCCAGUGACCAGUUGGAUGAAUCCCUGGUGAUAGGUCAGAACUUGGAAUGUGAAGCCAGUAAUGAGUUUGGGACAGGACCCAGAUUGCAAGAUUCACUGAAGAACAUGCUCAGUGACAAAGACCCCAUGUUUGGGUGUGCAAGCGCUCAGUUCAAUCUCUUGGAUAAUGAAGAUCCCGCUUUUCAUAUCGCUGGCUCGGCAAGUCCACGGAGUGGUUCAGCAUCUGCAGAAUUUACUAAUGAACUGAAUGCUGCAAAUACCUCGCAAGUUAAACAACCUACCGGCAAGAGAAGGAAACGUCUAAACGAUUUAGACUGUGAUUACAGUGAUGACCAACAGCCUAGCAUGUCAACUAACAGAUUAAUCAGAGGACGACCAGGAAGGAAACUUGCUAAAAGGCUCAGCAAAGGCUUUCUUAUUGAGAAAGGAGUUAAAGGAAAACAGCUGAAAAAAGAUUUGGUUCUUGGAGGGCGUAUUAACAUUAAUGAUCUUGAUGGUAAACUGUGGCUGAAUCCAACAGUUGUGUUGAGACGACUGACGGUCACAAUUGGAGGAUUUAAAAUUGAGUUGCUUCCAGGACCCUCUUACACACAGAGUGUUGAUACAAGCCAGUCGUUGUGUUUCGACGAUGGGUUUUCUUUUAGUGGCGACAUUGGUCUGGGCAUCUUGCCAGAUGAUGCUGGCAACAUACAGAAUGCUAUUCCAGAGAAUGUGGCAGAGAUGGAUGUGACUGAAAAGAGUUUGAAUGAUGACACAACUCUUGGUCUGGGCCCAUACGUGAACCCUAAUGAUGUGCAGAUCUCUAACAGUGUUCCAUUGGAGAGCUCUUGCACGGAAGACGCAAAACAAGACGAUCAGAAUGUUCCAGGAGAUACAAAUCCUGUCAGUCAAAGAAGGGACAGUGUCAAACAUCCACAGAGCAGUGAAAAUGACACAGCUGCAGCUGAUAAGACUGAUAAUAAGGAAAAGCAUCAGGCUGUAGCCAAAACACUGCUCAAGUCUAAACAAGGACCAGCAUCAGUCAAGAACAAGAACUUGGUUACGUGUAAAACAAGCCACACAGUUAAGGAGCAUAAAGACUCCCACAACAAGCCGUCCAAACCUAUCCAAAAAGACUUGCACAAAACAAAGUCAAAGGAUAAACGAGCCGUUUCACCUUUGAAAAGGUCAGCUGAAAACACUCAAAGUGAGCCCAUUGCUAAGAUGCAAAAAGUACACGGUGCAGGAGAUGACAAGUUAAAGCCAAAAUCACCGACGACACCAAACCCCGUCACAAAGAAGAGCCCAUCAUCUGUCAGUCGUGCUGGUGAUCACCUGGGACCAACCAAACAAAGGAAUCUUCAUCAUCACGUUUCCAAAGCUGAACCUGAUCCCCAAGUGAACAGUCAUCCAGGCAGUUCUUUAAAAUCCCCGCAAGAGAAGUUCAAAAUGAAAAAGCUAGAAAAGUUUCUUACAAAACAUAAAAGUAGGAACUCAAGAAGCAUCUCUGUGGAGGAGCCGGAGCUGUUUAUACCAGACAACGCUCCCGCUGUGAAGAAGGAGACAGUCGAAGAACAGCCGGCUAAUAACGAGGCUGUUUGGGAUGGAAACAACUGCUGCGGUCUAUGUAAAAAACACCACAAUAACAUGCUCAUGGUAGGCUGCGGUCGCUGUGACGACUGGUUCCACGGAGACUGCGUUGGUCUCGACUUGACCAAAGUGCACGAGAUGGAGGAAGAGGACCAGAUGUACGUUUGCUUAAAAUGCUGUGAAGAGGAAAGCAAGAAGGUGGAGCCAGAACAUCCGACUGCUGCCAAGCCAGAAGUUCAAGAAAAGACUGAAGUACAGGAUCAUAAGCUGCCGUCUAAGCCCCGUCCAGGAUCCUCCCAGGCGCUUUCGUCAGGGGGUGUCAGACCAGAUCCAGAGAGGAGACAGUCUACAGAUGUCAAAGAGGCAACUCAUAAAACAGGCGUUCAGUCAAAAUACGAGAUUAAAAGUAAGGCACAUUCUCUGGCGUCUAAGAAACCUGUUUCUGUGGAUGUAAUCAGGAGAAAUGUUCGUGAUUCUCUGAAAGAAAUCCUCACCCAGAGGUUGAAGGAUUCUGGUUUGAACGUGUCUGAAGAGAGGGCCUCUGAAGUCGCCAAGAAGACUGAGAGAGAGCUGUUUCAUCUGUAUAAAGACACGGAUCACAAAUACAAGAACAAGUACAGGAGUCUGAUGUUUAACCUAAAAGAUACAAAAAAUAAUGUUCUGUUCAGGAGAGUUCUCAAGGGUGAAGUUUCUCCUGGUACUCUAAUUCGCAUGAGUCCUGAGGAACUAGCCUCCAAAGAGCUGGCUGCCUGGCGACAAAGAGAGAACAGACAUACCAUUGAAAUGAUUGAAAAAGAGCAAAGAGAAGUAGAAAGACGACCCAUCACUAAGAUUACCCACAAAGGGGAAAUUGAAAUCGAGAGCCAGGAACCUAUGAAAGCACCAGAGCCUGUGGAGCCUGAGCCUGUACCCAAAGUGAUUGACAAUUCAGUAGAAGCCCCUCAAACCCCAGAAACGAAAGUAGAAAUUAUCGAGACGAAAAAAGACACGACGAGUCAACACAAGUCCCACCUGUUUGAUCUUCACUGCAAAAUCUGCACAGGUCGUAUGGCACCCCCAGUGGAAGAGGCACAAACCAAAGUGAUGAAAGUUGCAACUACGGUGGUUCGAAGACAGUCAGCCAAGUCCGAGGAGUCGAAGAGCACACCACCGCCGCCUGCCGUCGAGGAUGACCUGCACCUUACUGUUUUAGAAGAGAGUUUCCGAAAUGCCCAGUCAGGCUAUGACACAAGGUCGGAUCAUUCAACUGGAAGAGCUGAAGAGACUUCUUUCCUCACCAACUUGACGUCCUUGUGGCGGGGGUUCAUUCAUAUGCACUCAGUGGCAAAACUUGUAACAAAAGCUUUUCCAGUCUCAGGCAUUUUGGACAACAUGACGGAGGACCUUCCAGACAGCAUCCAAGUUGGUGGGAGGAUAAGCCCUCAGACUGUGUGGGAUUACUUUGAGAAGAUUCGAGCAACUGGAACAAAAGAAGUUUGCCUGGUUCGCUUCGCCCCUGAAACAGAGGAAGAUGAGAUCUCCUACACUCUUCUUUAUGCCUACUUCAGCAGUCGUAAACGUUUUGGGGUGGUGUCCAAUAACCUGAAACAAGUGAAGGAUAUGUAUCUUAUUCCCUUGGGUUCCACAGAGAAAGUUCCCCAUCAGCUUGUUCCUUUUGAUGGGCCAGGUUUAGAAAACAACCGUGCCAACCUGCUCCUCGGACUCAUAAUUCGCCAGAGACCGAAGAGGGAUUUUCUUCCUGUGGUCCCAACUGAAGCUGCAAGUGUUGUUCCUGAAAUCAAGCCGAUCAUCAUUUCCACAAAAGUCACCAGAACAACUGAGGAGGAAGAGAAAUUGUUCCUUUCGUCUUUGACUGUACCUCUCAAAAAAGACUUGGACAAACCACUUGAGACAACUGAAGAUGAGCCUGUGGAAGAAUCUUCUGAAGAGCCUUCAGCAGCAGAGGAGUCCAGCAGUCAGGAACCACAAAAACCACUUCGUUUUCUUCCUGGUGUGUUAGUGGGCUGGGGUGGGGAAUUACCUCCCCUGCCAGAUUUUGGCGAUAAGCCAGUACCUACAGAACAAGAUACUCCUAACAUCCAGGCAGCUCCCAACGAGGACGCAUCAACUGGUCAUUCUAAAAGCCCAACGACGACUGCUCCCCGCUUUGUCAUCAAGAAGAAAGAAGCAAAACCUGUUAAAUCUGAACCUGAGCUGUCAAGUCCGGAUGAUGCACCUGCUUCUAACAACUCAUCAGGAAAAGACGUGGUAGAAGUGGUCCAUCAUGCACCAGUCUCACUGAAAGAUAAACCUCCGUACGUAUCAACUGAUGAAUUCCUGACGAGCUUGUCAGGAGCUCCAAGUGGUACAGAAACCGAGAAGGUGGAAAGUGAAGGAAACUCUUCGUCGCAGUUGGAACCCCAGAUCGCUUCAGAUCACACAGAUAGUCCAAAAUCGCCUUUAAGUGGGAUACUAAAAAAAUCUUCAGCAUAUUCCCCUGUAAAUGAAGAUAAGUCUGUGGUGCAACAGAAGGAUAAAGUCAGCCUCCCUGAUGCUUCAAGUCCUAAACCAGUUCCUGUGUUGAGCAGUACUAGAAGGGAGCCAGUGUUGCCAUUUCACCAAGGAUAUUUACAGCUGUCUCAGGCCAGACAAAAGCCAGAAGAAAGCCCAGUUGCUACUCAGUCAUUUCUCAAUAAAAAGAAUGAUCAUGGUAUGGUUCAACCUGAUGCUGUAGUGACUCAAAUACAAAAUCCUCCUCAAGUCCAAGAAUCUCAAGAUAUUUCCGCCACAGAACUUGAUUCUGUUUUCACUCCGGCCAUGCCCGAAUGCAACAGUGCAGCUCAUUCUACCACCGUCUCCACUGACACCGACGACAGCUCUUCACAGGCUUCUUCUGGACUUCAGCCACAGUACCCCGAGAGUCUUUCUGAACCAUCUGGCCAAAUCUCCUCUUUGGCGAAAGACUACAAACCUCUAGAAGAGCGAUACUGUGACCCUUGGGAGAGGCCACGUAAUUCUCAAGACCGAGAUCACCACGGGAGGCACGGUUACCACAAGGACUCCCACCACGGCAAGAAGAGCCGACACCACGACAGAGAGAGACAUAGCCAUGACGACAAGUACAGAGAGAGGAGCAAGCACCACAGUCACUCAGACAGCCGUUACGGCGAGAAGAGGAAAGAGAGGUACCACAGCAACGAUUACAGCGGCCAUCACAAGGACCGGCACAGGCAUAGACGGGACUCUGAUUAUGAGAACGGACGGAGAAGUUCAAAAGACAGUUGUGCAUAAUUUUAUAGUUUUUAUUUUAUUUUUUUUGGGUGGGAAUCUCCCAUCCCAGAGCAUUUGGGACUCUUAAGACUUGGCUCGUUUGCCACAUGACUGAUACAACCCAUUUGACUACACUGGCUGCUGGUGCAGUUGUUUUAUACACCAGUCUGCAUCUUGUUUCUCAUAAAAGUUCCAUUUAUUGUUAUUGACAAUUCAGCCAAAACGAUAUCAUUUCGGUAAAAUUAUAAAUGCAGUUUUUAUUCAGACCAAGCAUUAAGGUAUAAUGGGAAUGUUUUCAGCUCAUUAUGUAUUGUAUCCGUCUUGUUCUUAACGAGCCGCUGUACUGAUGGCUCACAACGGUGUGGACUGCGUUAAAGUUACAAGAUAAAAUUAAUUUUAACCUAAACGUUUCACAGGAUAUUUAUGGACAGAUCUUAAAACAGCAGCUGUCUUUUUCAUUUUAAAUUUCCUUUA
Nematolebias whitei (Rio pearlfish) is the source of this 5498-nucleotide messenger RNA. RefSeq names its product PHD finger protein 3 (gene phf3). The transcript is spliced from 16 exons. Gene Ontology annotation, biological process: DNA-templated transcription. The record is from RefSeq and is a predicted model, not a curated record. Lineage: Eukaryota; Metazoa; Chordata; Actinopteri; Cyprinodontiformes; Rivulidae. Gene Ontology annotation, cellular component: nucleus. Bases 174 to 5045 code for a protein of 1623 amino acids.